Molecule: messenger RNA, 1668 nt
Organism: Folsomia candida
Lineage: Eukaryota; Metazoa; Arthropoda; Collembola; Entomobryomorpha; Isotomidae
Product: CCAAT/enhancer-binding protein gamma
Exons: 6
Coding region: 329-838 (169 amino acids)
Biological process (GO): regulation of transcription by RNA polymerase II; DNA-templated transcription
Molecular function (GO): RNA polymerase II cis-regulatory region sequence-specific DNA binding; DNA-binding transcription factor activity, RNA polymerase II-specific
Source: RefSeq, a predicted model, not a curated record
ACUGCUGCGAGAAGAAAUUGUGAAAUCGUAGAUGACGAAAUCUCAAGCCAACCAAAAACCAACCAGCCAACUCUGGCUCCAGUCCACCUUUCUCCAGCCUUACUUACUUAUGUACCACGGCAGUUCUUCGGACAAAAUCAUAAUAGUCAUUCAUACAGUCAAGUUUAACCAACAACACGAAUAUUAUCAUCCCAUCGCAAUCAAGGAAGUGAAAAUUUCUACAACUAGGAAGUAAAUACUUUAGGGGAGAAACCAGCAAACGGAGGAUUGCAACAUCAAGAUUACAAGCUACACACGCACUACAGGCUAAUUUGUCGUUGGUGGGAGGAUGGGGUCAAAAAAGAAGGGUUCAUCAGGUCCGGAGAAGCACUCGAUGGAGUACAAGGAAAAGAGGAUGAAGAACAACGUCGCCGUGAAGCGGAGUCGGGACAAGAGCAAGAUGAAGGCGCGUGAGGCGCAAAGUCGUGUCCAACAACUUCAGGCCCAGAACGAGCACCUGCACAACACGGUGGACUCCAUGACCUCUGAACUGCGGUACUUGAAGGACUUGCUCAUCUCACAAGCUGGAACCUCUGAAUAUUUGAGUCCUGAUACGGCUGCAGAUCUGGAGGAUUUGUUGAUGGAUGACGCACCACGCGAUUUGGGAAAGCUGACCUCGGUUUUAAAUGAGGUGAAACGCAUUCAAGCGAUUCAAAAGAACGGGAUGGAGUCUAUUGGGAGUCAUCAGCAGCAGAAUCAUCUUUAUGCUGCUGGAAAUGCUUCGAGUUCCGGCUACUCUCAGAUGCACAUGUACAACGCCGGUGCUGACGUAUUUGAUGCGAGUAAUCCUUACUUGUAAAUUGCAGGGGACAUUAUGUAAUAUAGACGAAUAAGAAAUAGUUUAUUGGUGUUUAUUUUCUUGCUAAUCUCAUAUAUGUAGCAAUCUAGAAAUAUUUAAAAAAGUUAGCUAGCACAUUUCUGGUUUUGAAAUACUUAAGAUUAGAGUUUCUUGUGAAUCAUACAUUUUUCUGAAUUCUUAUUCACUAUUAUUUGUGUGUGAUGUAUUCAACGUUACCGAAUUAAGAUAUUGUACAAGUUGUUUGUGAACUUUGGCCGAUUAAGCAACACUCUUUAACUGUCCAACUACACGUAUAUGCACACACCUAACCAAAUAUUAUUUUUGUCUAUCUGUGGUAACUACUUAAUUCAUAAUCUACAUUUUUACAUUGAUUUUGUUGUUUAAUGUGUUAUUCCUCAGCUAGUAAUUUCUAUGUUAUUAAAUGACAUAAAACGCAUAUUGUAUUCUGAUUUGUAAUUUCGGAAGGAACUUUUAUUUUUUGUAUCGAUUCACUUUUAAAUGCAUACUACAAAUAAUAUAAAUAUAUGACGCCAGAAUAUUAUCAAUGUGUACAAUUUCAAUUCAAAUAUUCAUAUAAAAUACUAUUCGUAUGUAUUACAACAGGUUUAAAAGUUCACCAUUAUUCGAAUAUUCUAUAUAAGAGUAACUUUGACUCACUUUAGCUUUAAAUCAGUAACGGCAUAUUUUUUUGAUUAGUUAAUUUCACGUGGUUUAUUGUCUGUGUAUGAAGGUAUUUGUGUACAGUAAAAAAACGAAUUGUCUCGGUGACUCGAUAUUACCAAUUAGUAGUUUGUUACAAAUAAAGAAUAAAUGUUGGUGGAUAAAAAAUG